AGAGUGUGGAAAUUACAAGAAACUUCCUUCCUUGGCCACUUCGCUAUUCUCAUUGGAAAGAACCUUCUUCCUUACACGCUCUUUCUUCUUCUUCUUCUUCCAUGGUUUUCCCUCAGCACCAGUUCCAACGGCACUACCAAACCCACCACCACCAGCAGCAACAACAACCACAAACUAAAUCUUUCAGAAACCUGCAAGCAAUGGAAGCUCAUAUGCCACCUCAGGUUCCCUUUUACAAUCCCACUGAUUUGCAAGAUCAGUCCCAACAUCCACCAUACAUUCCUCCAUUCCAUGUUGUUGGGUUUGCUCCGGGUCCAGUUCCUCCUGCCGAUGGUAGUGACGGUGGUGUUGAUUUGCAAUGGAACUACGGUUUCGAACCUGAGAGGAAGAGACUAAAAGAACAGGAUUUCUUGGAGAACAAUUCUCAGGUAUCUUCUGUAGAUUUCCUGCAGCCACUAUCGGUGUCCACUGGAUUGGGCUUGUCACUUGACAAUCCCCGCUUGGUUUCAACCGGAGACUCUGCUCUGUUGUCACUCAUUGGAGAUGACAUUAAAACUUUUCUUGUAUAUGAAGAUGAGGCACUAAUUAAUCAUCUUCUCUAAUAGGGGGAACAAAUGAGGCAAUCAAUUUUAGAUAAGGUUCAGGCUUCACAGCUUCAGAGCGUUUUGGUUAUCGAAGACAGGGUCCUUCAGAAACUCCGCGAGAAGGAAGCCGAGGUAGAAAGCAUUAACCGGAGGAACAUGGAGCUGGAAGACCAAAUGGAGCAAUUAACUAUGGAAGCAGGUGUGUGGCAGCAAAGAGCCAAGCACAACGAGAGCAUGAUUGCUGCUCUCAAGUUCAACCUUCAGCAAGCGUAUGUCCAGAGCCGAGAUAGUAAGGAAGGAUGUGGCGACAGUGAGGUGGACGACACGGCUUCUUGCUGCAACGGCCGUUCCAUCGAUUUCCAUCUUCUCUCAAAGGAGAACAAUGGUAUGAGAGAGAUGAUGACAUGUAAGGCUUGUAGAGUCAAUGAAGUUAACAUGCUUUUGUUACCUUGUAAGCAUCUUUGCCUUUGUAAAGACUGUGAAAGUAAGCUUAGUUUUUGUCCUUUAUGUCAAUCCUCUAAAUUUAUUGGUAUGCAGGUCUAUUUGUAACUUGAUACAUUACUUUGGCAUGUAACAUGAUCUCUAAUUUUAUAUUUAAGUCAUGUGGA
Messenger RNA from Arachis duranensis, 1192 nucleotides. RefSeq names its product probable BOI-related E3 ubiquitin-protein ligase 3. The record is from RefSeq and is a predicted model, not a curated record. Gene Ontology annotation, molecular function: ubiquitin-protein transferase activity. Lineage: Eukaryota; Viridiplantae; Streptophyta; Magnoliopsida; Fabales; Fabaceae. The transcript has 4 exons.